Urocitellus parryii (Arctic ground squirrel) is the source of this 2311-nucleotide messenger RNA. It is a transcript of the gene Nfe2l3, whose product is annotated as NFE2 like bZIP transcription factor 3. Gene Ontology annotation, cellular component: nucleus. NCBI's taxonomy places the organism in Eukaryota, Metazoa, Chordata, Mammalia, Rodentia, Sciuridae. Gene Ontology annotation, biological process: regulation of transcription by RNA polymerase II. Gene Ontology annotation, molecular function: RNA polymerase II cis-regulatory region sequence-specific DNA binding; DNA-binding transcription factor activity, RNA polymerase II-specific. The record is from RefSeq and is a predicted model, not a curated record.
AUGAAGCUCUUGAAGCAGUGGUGGUCAACCGGCGGCGGCCUCCUACACCUCACCAUGCUACUGAGCUUGGCAGGGCUCCGCGUAGAUCUGGACCUGUACCUGCUGCCGCCGCCGCCCACCCUACUCCAGGAUGAGCUACUGCUUCUAGGCGGUCCGACCCGCUCUGCCUCUGCGCUCAGCCCCUUUCCAGCCUCCGGUGGGUGGGGGCGCACCAGCCUGCUUCAUCCCAAGGGCCGGGAGCUGGACCCUGCUGCGUCACUCGAGGGCCAGCUGCUCCGGGAGGUGCKCGCACUCGGGGUCCCCUUCAUUCCCCACACUCGGGUUGACGCGUGGUUGGUGCACAGCGUGGCUGCCGGGGACGCGGCUGGGACCCAUGGGCUACUUGGUGCCGCCGCCUCGUCGGGUGCGGGUGUGGACGGCGGCAGCCAGGCAGCGCCGGGAGGCGGCGGGGGCCCCCGAGCGGGUCGCAGUAGCCCUUUGGCCGCCGAGGAGGAGGAGGAGAAGGCACCCGUGGAACCGACGGMGCAGGUGCCGGACGCUGGCGGACGCGCGAGCCAGGAGAAUCAAGUAUCAAGAGAGAAGUAUGAAGGUAUGGAUCACAGAUCUGAGGAGGAAGAAAAUGAGGAAAGGGUGUUGGGCCAGAAGGAGAAAUUACAACAGAAUAAUGAAGAUGAAAACAAAGUAGCAGAUAAACCUGAGUGGGAGGCGGAAAAGACUGCUGAAUCUAGAAAUGAGAUACAUCUCAAUGGGACAGAUACAUCUUUCUCUCUAGAAGACUUAUUUCAGCUGCUUUCUUCACAACCUGAAUAUUCUCUAGAGAACAUCUCAGAAGAUUUUCCACCUCUUCUAGGGAGUACCAGUGAUGGCAUAAAUUCUUUAGCACAUUACAAUGUAAAUUUUACCCAGGCUAUAAGUCAUGAUGUCAAUCUCCAUGAGGCCAUGUUGUUGUAUCCCAACACCACAUUUAGAAGAGAUCCCGAAGCAAGAACUUCACAGGCACAGGAACAAUUUUUGCAGCUGAAUUUKCAUUCCAAUCCAGAACAAACCCUUCCAGAAACAGGAUUUGUUCCACCUGUUGACAAUCAGAUGUGGAAUCUAACAAGCCAAGACCUUCUGUAUGACCUUGAUGCAAAUAUACUUGAUGAGAUAGACUUAUUGUCAUUAGUCACAGAAGAAAAUUUUGAUCCCAUGGAAAUCUCUCAGCUUUUUGAAGAACCAGACUCAUUGAAUUCAAGUCACCAUUGCAAUUUUUCUCUCUCGGUGUGUGAAGAAGAAGGUGCUAUAGGUUAUAGUAGUGACCCUGUUUCUCCUCAUUAUGACUUAGAAGGGGCUGUAGGAGGCUACUACCCAGAAUCCAGUAAACUGUGUCGCACGCAUCAGAGGAAUGAAUCUGGUUUUCAUGGGGAUCUCACAUUUCACAUAGUUCAUGACCACACUUACCACACGAAGCCAGAUGAACUAGAACCCACUUCUGAAUCGUUUUCAUGGCCUGGGAAAUCACAGAAAGUGAGUAGGUACCUCAAUGAUACACAGAGAAAUCUAAGCCGUGAUGAACAACGGGCUAAAGCUCUGCAUAUCCCUUUUUCAGUAGAUGAAAUUGUCCGUAUGCCUGUUGAUUCUUUUAACAGAAUGUUAAGCAGGUAUUAUCUGACAGACUUACAAGUCUCACUCAUUCGUGAUAUCAGACGAAGAGGGAAAAACAAAGUUGCUGCCCAGAACUGUCGUAAACGCAAAUUAGACAUAAUUUUGAAUCUAGAAGAUGAAGUGUGCAAUUUACAAGCAAAGAAAGAGACCCUUAAAAGAGAACAAGCCCAAUGCAACAAAGCAAUUAACAUAAUGAAACAAAAACUGCAUGACCUCUGUCAUGAUGUUUUUAGUAGGUUAAGAGAUGGUGAGGGCAGGCCUGUCGAUCCAAACCUGUAUGCACUUCAGUGCAGUCAUGAUGGAACUGUUUUGAUUGUGCCCAAAGAACUGGUGACCUCAGGCCACAAAAAGGAAGGCCAAAAGGGAAAAAGGAAAAAGUGAGAAGAAAUUUAAAAUUGAUUCCUUUUAAUAUUCAGAAACAUUAGUUGGGUCGCAGACCAUUGAAACAGCGUAAAUUCAGUUCUAACUUUGGGAUUUUAUUCAAGUGUGUGUUUUAAUCUAUUACUGCAACUUGAAUUACUUAAGGCAAUAUAUAUUGAUGUUUGUUAUAUAUAUAUGAUGUUUGUAUCAAUACAUAUUUAAGAUCACACUUCAGGGAAAAGGUGGGGGAGUAAGAAUAUUGACAAUAAGGCGGACACUGGGGAUCAUGGUACAAACCAGCCUUAAC